This is a messenger RNA of Odobenus rosmarus divergens (Pacific walrus), 768 nucleotides long. It is a transcript of the gene PROK2, whose product is annotated as prokineticin 2. The transcript is spliced from 4 exons. NCBI's taxonomy places the organism in Eukaryota, Metazoa, Chordata, Mammalia, Carnivora, Odobenidae. Bases 4 to 393 code for a protein of 129 amino acids. The record is from RefSeq and is a predicted model, not a curated record.
GCCAUGAGGGGCCCGCGCUGCGCCCCGCUGCUGCUCCUGCUGCUGCUGCCGCCGCUGCUGCUCACGCCCCCCGCCGGGGACGCCGCAGUCAUCACCGGGGCCUGCGACAAGGACCCCCAGUGUGGCGGAGGCAUGUGCUGUGCUGUUAGCAUCUGGGUCAAGAGCAUAAGGAUUUGCACACCUAUGGGCAAAGUGGGAGACAGCUGCCACCCGCUGACUCGUAAAAACCAUUUUGGAAAUGGAAGGCAGGAAAGAAGAAAGAGGAAAAGAAGAAAAAGGAGGAAGGAGGUUCCAUUUUUUGGGCGGAGAAUGCAUCACACAUGUCCAUGUAUGCCGGGCUUAGCCUGUUUACGGACUUCAUUUAAUCGAUUUAUUUGUUUAGCCCGAAAGUAAUCACUUGAGAGUAGAAACUUUAAAUGUGAACAGCCACAUGAUGUCUGUAAAGUCUAUUUACUUGUGAUUGUGCCAAACAAAUAAUAUGCCAGAAAGAAAUGCUGUUGCUUUCUCAACUAUCCAAGUAACAUUUCUAUCUUUGAUGUUUAAAUGACUUUUUUUUUUUUUAAUUGAAAGAGGAUUUUAAUUUUGGAUACAAAUGUAAAGUGCAGGGCAUUAUGGAACCGGUUCUCAUUUCCCUGUUUGUGUUUUGGUUUGGCUUGGCUCUUUUAAUGCCAAUAACUCACCCAUUUUCACAAAAAUGAGGAGAAUAAGAAUUUGAUACUUCGUCACAGAAACGUUUUUUUCUCAACCCCCCCUCCCCCCAGCCCUGCC